UUUGCUUUUGGUUUUGAAAUUUUAUUGUGCUUGCAGUUUCAAUGUCUAUCAGGCAACCUCAGUCAAAACACGGAGACAGUUUGUGAUCAGGGAUGAACUGGUCAAGCCUUGAGACCCUUCUUAGCGGGGUCAAUAAAUAUUCUACAGUGUUUGGUCGAGUCUGGCUGUCUGUGGUGUUUGUGUUUCGUGUUCUGGUGUUUGUGGUGGCGGCUCAGCGUGUUUGGGGCGAUGAGAGCAAAGACUUUGUGUGUAACACCAGGCAGCCCGGCUGCAGCAACGUCUGCUACGACAGCACCUUCCCCAUCUCUCACAUCCGUCUGUGGGCCUUGCAGCUCAUCUUUGUCACAUGUCCAUCACUCUUAGUCAUAGCCCACGUCAGUUACAGAGAGGAAAAAGACAAGAAGUACUUGGCCCUCCAUGAAGGCACCCAUUUAUAUGCCAACCCUGGGAAAAAGCGUGGGGGUCUUUGGUGGACCUACCUGUUAAGCUUGAUCUUUAAAGCCACAGCUGAUGCUGCCUUCCUCUAUAUUCUUCAUCACGUGUAUAAAGGAUAUGACCUCCCUCGAAUCACCAAGUGUUCACUGGAUCCUUGUCCGAAUACGGUGGAUUGUUUCAUCUCCCGUCCCACGGAGAAGAAAAUCUUCACUCUCUUCAUGGUGGUCUCCUCUGCUCUCUGCAUCUUCAUGUGUAUCUGCGAAAUGAUUUAUCUCAUUGGAAAGCGUUUAUUAAAAUACUGUAUGAUGCAAGAAGCAACACCGCAACGAUCUAAAAGACCAGACCCAACGCUUUCCAGCAGCCAAAACUUGAGUUCAGCAAAAUUAAAAGACACCUCAAUGGACAAAACUGCUAUUUAAUGACAGCAGGGUGUUGACAAACCUGUACAGCCUCAGUGAGUUCGGGAUACAGAAUAAAAAAGCCAUCUUUCUUCAACAUCCAAAAUGUAGCAAACAAAUGAAUAAACAAAUUUAAAUAAAUUAGUCAUCUAAGAAUGAGAAUUAGUUAGUACAGACCUCAUGUUGCUUUUAAACACAGUAAUGAAUAUAUAUUUCUUAUAUAAAAGAUGUGAUAGCCAGAAAUUGUGUUUUAUUAUUUUUAUUAUUUUUUUUUUUAGAAUAUGCACUUUAGAAUUAACUUUAAAAGUAUAAUGUAUUUCAAAAUAGGAAAAAAAUCUGGGUGAGCUGUUUUGUUUAUUUUUUUUUAUGAUAUCUUUUUGUAUUCAGUGUACAUACAUAUCAAUAAAGAAAUCAUUUAGAUGCAAAUUUGAAUAGACAGAGUGAAAGGUUAGUAUUUUAAUUUUUGAAAUAUAUUAUUAACUUAUCCUAAAGUCUUUCAAAAAUAUUUAUGUCUUCAGUUUUAUCACAAAAAGAUAUAUUCACAGCAGAAUGUCCAAGCUGCUCUUAUGCAACCACUUUUGUGAAUUUUUUUUUUGUUUUUGUUUUUUGUAGUUUGACACCCCCACUUUCAUUGUAUGGAAGAAAAAACAAAGCAGCUCUGAUAUUUAGCUUAACUCCUCAUUUUAUGUCACACUAAAUAAAGAAUGCAUACUUUGAAUAAAUGAUGGUAGAAAUACAUUUCUGGGUAACAAUUUCUUUCAAACGACUUGCAUUAAAGCUUAAUAUGCUAUAUCAAAUCUCUUAUCAGUGUUUCAAACUCUCAGUAUAAUUCCUCUGAUGCUCUCUGGAUCUUUUCAGUCCUUUUUUCUGUCAGCCUACACUGCUUUUGCUCCUAUAAUGCAUUUAAAAAUAAAAUCUUUUAACACAGAGUGCCCAGUGCAUUUUUAUUUACAUGUUACAUAAGAAGCACCUCUUGAUCUUUUGCCUUCAGCAACCAAUGAUUACAUCCCUCCUACCUUUUCUAUCUCACUCACACACCACACUCAAAUAUGUCACACUGCACACCAAAGGCAGAAAAAAAGAAAGAAAAAAAAGAUUCAGUACACAUUUAUUUGAA
Carassius auratus (goldfish) is the source of this 1950-nucleotide messenger RNA. RefSeq names its product gap junction beta-4 protein-like. Gene Ontology annotation, cellular component: connexin complex. Bases 93 to 854 code for a protein of 253 amino acids. NCBI's taxonomy places the organism in Eukaryota, Metazoa, Chordata, Actinopteri, Cypriniformes, Cyprinidae. The transcript is spliced from 2 exons. Gene Ontology annotation, molecular function: gap junction channel activity. Gene Ontology annotation, biological process: cell-cell signaling. The record is from RefSeq and is a predicted model, not a curated record.